This is a messenger RNA of Nomascus leucogenys (northern white-cheeked gibbon), 986 nucleotides long. RefSeq names its product telomeric repeat-binding factor 1-like. NCBI's taxonomy places the organism in Eukaryota, Metazoa, Chordata, Mammalia, Primates, Hylobatidae. The record is from RefSeq and is a predicted model, not a curated record. Gene Ontology annotation, molecular function: telomeric repeat DNA binding; protein homodimerization activity.
CCUUUUCAAAAGCAAAUUGCUUAUGAUAAUCUCUCAGAAAGAUAUUCAUUCCUUUUUUCAACACUUCAGCUACAACCACAUGAUGGAGAAAAUUAAGAGUUAUGUGAAUUAUGUGCUAAAUGAAAAAUCAUCAACCUUUCUAAUGAAGGCAGCGGCAAAAGUGGUAGAAAGCAAAAGGACAAGAACAAUAACUUCUCAAGAUAAACCUAAUGGUAAUGAUGUUGAAAUGGAAACUGAAGCUAAUUUGGAUACAAGAAAAAGUGUUAGUGACAAACAGUCUGCGGUAACUGAAUCCUCAGAGGGUACAGUAUCCUUAUUGAGGUCUCACAAGAAUCUUUUCUUAUCUAAGUUGCAACAUGGAACCCAGCAACGAGACCUUAAUAAGAAAGAAAGAAGAGUAGGAACUCUUCAAAGUACAAAAAAGAAAAAAGAAAGCAGAAGAGCCACUGAAAGCAGAAUACCUGUUUCAAAGAGUCAACCGGUAACUCCUGAAAAACAUCGAGCUAGAAAAAGACAGGCAUGGCUUUGGGAAGAAGACAAGAAUUUGAGAUCUGGCGUGAGGAAAUAUGGAGAGGGAAACUGGUCUAAAAUACUGUUGCAUUAUAAAUUCAACAACCGGACAAGUGUCAUGUUAAAAGACAGAUGGAGGACCAUGAAGAAACUAAAACUGAUUUGCUCAGACAGCGAAGACUGAUUGUGUUUGUAAAAGCUUGAUGAAAGGACAGUUAAGUAUUUUGAUCACUGCAUUUUGUUUGAAACUUGUGUCAUUGAUGUAAUUUAAAACUUUUGUUUAAAGCAUUACAGUAUUUUUCUGUGACCAUCAAUUAAUAUGAGGGUUUGUGCUAUAAGAGUUAAAGCAUAUGCUAUCAUUGUAUUCUUUAAGAACCUUAUUUUGAUAAAAUGUAAAUUUGUUGAACCCUGCCACAUUUAGUAUCCCCACCCCCAAAUCCUGUUCCAAUGAAAAAAUUAAAACCUGAUACGAAAAA